CCGGCGGUAUUUUUACCUUUUCACCAUAUGGUAACACUGCCCUGGCCGCAAAAGGAAUGGAUUUUCGAGAACUAGAUAAAUUAAACUGGCGUUUGCAUCUGAGUAACAAUAACAAUAUCGUUAAUUACAGUGCGACGCAGUACCACGGUCCUGAUGCGGCUGAUGAGGGACGUUCGGUGCUCUUACUCAGCCAAGUCAAUUGUGGGACCAGUGUAAAGACAAUGGGCACAAACCAAAAACGAGCAGCAACAUCAGCGCGUGCCGUAGCCGUAGAUGAGCAGGUCGAUGGAACCGGGGCAGAUGGCGAGGCCAAGACAGGAGCGACCGUGGCCUCAGAGGGUGGUGAUAAGAUGGAGAGUGCUGCCUACUGCGAACUUGACGUGGCAAGCUACGGACUUGCAGCAGCUGAACACUCAUCCUUGGAAGCCGCCGCUUGUGGCUAUAAUUCUAGCCGCACCUCCAUAAACAACUCGACGGAAGACCUGAGCUAUGCCAGUGACAAUUUUUAUGGUGACGAUUUAAUUUUGCUGGACGACAACGACGUGAACGCGGAGGAGAUAUCUAUCAACUCUGACGACUGCGUCUACGCUUAUCGUGGCGAAGGGUCUGAUUUUGACAUGAACAUGGAGAUCAUCGCCUCUGGCAGGGUAGGUAGGCAACACUUAGACUUUGGCCGAGGACCACUACAUGCUGUGGGAGGCGAUAGCCUUGUUUGCGUUGAAGAUGAGACCGAAUUCCUGGAAAUGGACUUCGAGCCAGACCCCUUAUCAGAGUUGGAACUCGUUGGUGGGCCCCACGAUAUCAACAUCUUGCCGCAGGAUAAUUUGUUGUUAAUGCAACGCGACUAUAGCCAAAUGACCAGCAUAGGUGGAGCUACCCAGGAAGGGCAGUUGCACAGCUCGCCCAUAGAUGAUUUUCCGCAGAAGGAUCUAAUGCAGCAUCAAAAGCUGCGCCUUAGUAAGAAGUUCGCCCGCAUUAGCUUGAAUUUAGAUAAAAUCAAAGACGUAGGUCUUGGUGGAAGUGGCAUGGAUACAGACUUAAAUGAGGUUAUAAUUGUUGGCGCGGAAAAGCAGGUUAAAUCCUCCGGAAGCUUUCGGUCGGUGAAGUCUUCUCAGGCUCAUUCGUUGCCCAACACAUUGUGCACAGGCUCAAAUUUUAUGCGCAGUACUAGUGUCCCUAGCGAACAUCCAGAGCCUAAGAUGACUGGUGCUAAGCCAAAGCGUUUUUUGCAUACCUCGUCUGUGAUGACUAAAAGCUCGUCAUACAAGUCGCGGCGCUCUCACCCAUCGACUAGCUUUGACGAACGUUGCUACAGCUGCACUGAUUUCCGGGCAACGUCAUGCCAGCAGCAACUGUCAGGGUCGGGGACAAAGCAAGAUCAAGUGGCUUCUGCAACUGUUGGGGCCUUGACCACGACUUCUUCGUGCACGGAGCAAUUUGACCUAGGAACUAAAGAGGAGAGCUGCUUAGACUGUCUAGAAAAGGAGUUCUUGGCCGACACCAUCGGCAAAGCCCUAGACCCGGGCACAUGUCCUAAGUGUCGUAGAUCAGCUGGCAGUAGCAUUUCGAUUUACUCGCGGUCGGACCAAGUGCGCUGUCAAAGCGGGUCCCCAGUAUAUUUUGAUGGGGGUCCGUUCGCCGGCUGGAUCAGCUUAUUAACAACCGGAAUUGUUUCUGGUUCCAAUUUGGGUCCACCCUGCAACCAAAGAUUUCUUUCGUGUGAUAAUAGUUUCAACGGUCUACAGCUCCCCAAUCCAGGCUAUCUGACUGAGCCACUGGUGGCAAGUCUGUCUACAGGAAAGACGUGCAACGAGGAGCAUCUAGUGCAAGCGCUAGAUAAACUACGCGUGCCCUAUGACAGGGAGCUACUUCAUGGCUAUUUCAAGCAAUUGGACAAGCGGCGACAGACAGUCAGCAGAGUCAAUCUUAAGCAGCUAUUGAUACAGGCCUCAAAGCAGCAGGGAAACCAUCCCAAGCUCAAACGGCUGAUCGAGAUGGCGACCCACCAACAGCUCAUUGUCCAAUUUAAAAGGAACGCCGGAGUCAAAACUGAAUUGGUGCCUAUAAAUGUGAGGGACAUACUUAAUGCGUGGUCACGUUGUCGAGAUCUUUCCCUCCUUCAGCAACUAGAUGGUCGCUUUCAUUGCGCAAACGUGAUAGGAAAGGUUGGUCACAUCGUUCGUCAGGCAACAGUAGCAGCAUCCACACCAGCACAAGCUGCGUCGUCAACCUCAUUUUGUAAACGCACCCUGCCUGAAUAUUUAAUGGUCCCUCAGUAUUACAUGAGUGGGGUGCUGACCCUAACCCGAAAAUGUUAGGACGUACUUGCACAACAACUUAAUUAUUUUCACACAAAACCGGAUACACAUCAUGCUCAGCCCAGUUUUAUUGUUUAAUUUUUUGAGAUAAGUCAUCUUCCAUAUUAAAUAAGGUGAUCGCAUGGCCGUGACCCACCGUUUAAGUCGGGUUACCACCAGUCUCUCCACUCUAAAAAAAAAUAAAUAAAGAAUCUCGAAGUGUGUGUUUAAAUCUAAAAUAUUUUAACCAUGUUUGCCAUAAUACAAAUUAACACAAACACAAAUAUAAUUGCCUUGCCUACCAACGCCUUACAUUAUAUGUCUACGGAUGUAAUAAAAAUG
Molecule: messenger RNA, 2639 nt
Organism: Drosophila erecta
Lineage: Eukaryota; Metazoa; Arthropoda; Insecta; Diptera; Drosophilidae
Exons: 5
Coding region: 57-2318 (753 amino acids)
Source: RefSeq, a predicted model, not a curated record